Molecule: messenger RNA, 1992 nt
Organism: Aspergillus terreus NIH2624
Lineage: Eukaryota; Fungi; Ascomycota; Eurotiomycetes; Eurotiales; Aspergillaceae
Product: transcription factor domain-containing protein
Exons: 5
Coding region: 1-1992 (663 amino acids)
Biological process (GO): regulation of DNA-templated transcription; DNA-templated transcription
Cellular component (GO): nucleus
Molecular function (GO): zinc ion binding; DNA-binding transcription factor activity, RNA polymerase II-specific; DNA binding
Source: RefSeq, a predicted model, not a curated record
AUGGAUAAUGAAUGGCUGACUCAUCUAUACCCUCUUUUCCUUUCCCGACGCUCGCUCGGGAAUCUAUCUUUCUCCAACUACUUCAUCCUUCCAUACUACCUCCACUACCCACGGGAGACUAUGCGACUUUCUAUCUCCUGUGAUGGCUGUCGGCAAGCUAAGGUUAAAUGCGUCCAUGACGGCCACCCGCCUUGCCGUCGCUGUCAACGCCUCAACCGCCAGGCCUCAUGUUUGCUUACAGACCCAAGAUCAUCCCCAUUGAGGCCGCGGAAGCAUCAAUUACGCACGCCAGCUAGAUCUUCGCCUUCAUCACAGCCAAGAAGUAACACGCAGGCGUCUCCUAGCGGGCUGAACUUCGACCCAAUCGCAACAUUAUCCCCAGCCACCAUCAUCUGUGCGUGCGACACGUAUCGGAAAAAGUUUCCGGUCGCCAAUUUCCUUCAUUAUCCGUCGCUCAUUACCGAUGUUUCGUCCAACUUGUCGUCCGUGGAGCCGGUGUUUUUGGCUUCGUUACUUUCGUUGUGUGCUCGAUUCCUGCCCGACCAUCAUCUCCAUCCAGGGGAGACCUAUGCCGAGUAUGCUCGCAAUCACUUGGCUCAUCGCGUUUUCGAGGGCCCGUCCCUGUACCUUGCCCAAUCACUUGUCAUGAUUGCGCUCUAUGAGUGGGGAUCGGGUCGACCGUACAAGGCCUGGAUGUACAGUGGAAUGGCAACGUACAUGAUCCAGUCUCUCUUGAAGACAGCUGAUGAUAGUAUGGAGCAUAACCCGGAGGAAUUCUAUGCCUCCCAAACCCAGUACGAACAGCUGGUCCGCACUUAUUGGUGUUGCUUUGCCCAGGAUUGCGAACUGAGCUCAGGUGCUCGCCAACAUUUUGCGCUUUCUUUUCGCCAGAUAUCCGUCCCGCUACCCAUCAGUGAUGGAGACUUUAAUUAUGGCCACGUCCCCCCUAGGCGAUGGAUGCCUGCCGACAUGAGUCGAGACUCUCCGUUAUUCACAACGUUAGCUAUUGACCAUGGCCUCACCAUUGUCACACGCGGUUUUGAUAUAUUUGUGCGAAUAUUGCGUUUCGCCAAUGAAAGCCGCCGCGGACAGGCCUUUUCAACUCCGACAGUGACACCAUCGACACAACAGACGUGGCAGAAUUUGAAAAAGGAACUCGACGAAUGGAGGUCAUUGCAGGACCCUACCGUGCAAUAUCCUGUCACCUCCGCGCAGGUGCAUGUGGCCAUGGGCCAUGGCGAGUUGUUUGCAUACAUCAACCUUGUAUAUUUUAUGAGUGUUCUCUUUUUGUAUCGUGAUCGAGUGUUGUCGGGUGUCAAAGUCCACUCAGAGGACCAUGGGCAAGGGGCACCAAAUAUCCAAGAGAUAACAUCGGCAGAAAAAGCAAUUGCCUACCUAUUUGAGGCAGCUCAAAAUAUCGGCGGGAUUCUCUCUGCGUUGGAAACAUCGGGGGCGCCGGUCAUCACCCCGUACGCUGGAUUUAGUGUCUUUGUUGCUGCGCAUAUCAACAUGUAUGGCACAGUGUCACCUCGACUAUACCCUGGAGGCCAAGAAAAAGCGGAACAAGAGAAAAGUGCCAAUUUCUUCUACCUUGAACGCCUCUGUGAAUUAUGGCCGGUUGGAAACAACUGGUGGCGGACUGUGCAAGAAGCCAACAGAUUCUAUGAGACAGCGAGGGGCAAUCAAGAGAAUGCUGGCUCAUCUGACGGCGCAAAUCCCCUGGCCCUAGGAGGCACUCUGGAUGAAUAUGGAGAUAUUCGAGCACAUCAGACUUUAACUGCGAGGCAUGGAACAUCUACCUCGGAGACACCAGGGCCUCAGCAUCCGCGAAGAAGGAAUUCUGUUCCAUCCUCUACACUUCCCACCAACGAGAACAUAAUAUUCGAACACCAUGAUCUGGAGACGGAAAUGCUGCAAUGGCCAUUCAUUAGCGAGGCUUGGUCGUCGGGAUUCGACACCGGCUUUGACUCUGCAUGGCCGAGCUUAGGUUGA